This is a messenger RNA of Numida meleagris (helmeted guineafowl), 7201 nucleotides long. It is a transcript of the gene MSANTD4, whose product is annotated as Myb/SANT DNA binding domain containing 4 with coiled-coils. The transcript is spliced from 2 exons. The record is from RefSeq and is a predicted model, not a curated record. Bases 4745 to 5782 code for a protein of 345 amino acids. NCBI's taxonomy places the organism in Eukaryota, Metazoa, Chordata, Aves, Galliformes, Numididae.
AACGUGCGCGGGCCGGGGUGGGCGCGGUCCGCGGUGGGACUGAGGUAGUCGCGCUCCCAGCGUCUUAUGGCGGGCUGCCCGCGCGGUCCUUAGCUGUCGGCUCCUUUGUGGUGCGCGGAGCGGUUGCUCUCUCAAUCCCGGGGAUCUUAGAGGCAGCGGCCUGCUGCUUUCCCGUGAGGCGUGUGGGGUCUCGGUCUCCAGCGGCCUCGGUUGCCCGGAAGCCCGGCGCGGGGAGGGAUGUCGGCGGGGCUGUCCGCUGUCUUUGUCCCCUGUCUUUGUCCCCUUCAGGGCUCCCGGCGCCUCUUGGCGGGGCUGGGCCGCGCCUGACGGGAGGACUUGGGCUGGGGGGCUCUGCGGCCUUCUGCCUCUCUUCCUUCUUUGGUUUUAAAUUAAGAGCGGAGAGGUUUAGGUUCCACGUUAGGAAGAAGUUCUUCGCUCAGAGGGCGGUGAGGCCCUGGCACAGGCUGCCCAGAGAGCUGUGGGCGCCCCAUCCCUGGAGGUGCCCUGUGCCAGGUUGGAUGGGGCCCGGGGCAGCCUCAGCUGGUGGGGGGCAGCCCUGCCCGUGGCAGGAGGUUGGGACGGGAUGGACCUUAAGCUCACUUCCCCCCUAAACCGUUGUGCACGUACACUAGCACCAGCUGAACCAUCUCUCAGUACAAAACUGAAAUUUGUCCCAAGCCAACGUAGCCAUCUGUUAGGAAUCACACCUUAAGCUUUCCAGAAAGCCCUGGGUUUACUAUUAUGUGAAGACUGUCCAAUUCUCAAAUUUGAUUUUAGAAAAAUAGGUUAUAGUGCUUCCUGAUCUAAUGCUUAUUUCUUCAGUCAUAACUUCUGGAAGAUUUAAACAUGAAGGCAACCAUCAAGGCAUAACAUUAAAAAAGUAAUCUGGAUAUACAUAUAUAUUUGUAGAGGACUCUUCAUGGGAGUUUUUGGUGUUGGUUAUGGUUUUUUCUGUUAGUUGGUUUUUUUGUUUUGUUUUUUAAAAACUCCAUUCCAGCAUGUGCUUACGCAGUAGGAUGUGAGCAAAGGAAACAAAGACACAGCGACAGACUAUAGAUGCCUCUGGUGUUAUGUAUUUUGAGGUGAUGAAUCUUCUGCAUAUUUAUGGAUUGUUCAGGUUAGUUUCACGAAACUUGUUUUAUUUCAACAGUGACAAGUAGUUCCAGUUUCUUUAGACCAGAGGUGAGGGCAUUCUUAACCUUCAGUUGAUUCUCACUUGACAGGACUGUAUCAAACUCAGCGUCAUGUUACUGGCUCUUCUGGACACACCUUGAAAGCUUUCUGUUAUCUCGUGAUCAAAAACCCUUCUCUUCCCCUAGACAGCACUUUGCAUUUGUACCCAAAUGGUGCAAAUACAUAAAAGCACAUUUUGCAUUUGCAGCUAGAACCGUGCCAAGUAACGCGUGCACAGCUGCUAGUCAUGUCAGAGGCUGUUUGCAUUGUCUGUCACUUCUCUGGGAUUUCUCUGUCACAUAAGCAGACUUUUGUCAUCUCUGCCCUGAUCUGCUUAUCUCUUUUCUGAGUGAACCGCCUUUAUUCCCAAGUGGUGCACUCAGCAGACUUUAUUUGCUGUGGUAUCUUCUGCUAAAGACACAAAAAAGUUGUAGUCUUGUGGUUCUGAUUUUGGUAAAAGCUGAAAUGUUUGUCUGGAAUUAUUUAUGAAUAUGCAUUUUCAUGUUUUAGACGUCAUAUCAAACCAGAAAUCAAACAUGCUUGAUGUUUUGUUCUUGUAAAUUAAUCUUUUCAAAUUGCUGAUAAGCAGUUUCUGUUCUUUUUUUGUAGCUAUCUACAAUGUGUACAAAUCCUUGCCUGUUUCUAUUCUUGUCCAUUAAAUAGUUUAAGCGUGUAGCAGUUCAUUUUUUUCUGAAUUAAAAGUAAUAUCCUGGACACCAUCUAGAAAUAUCAGAAUAUUAGAACCAGAGUAUUACCAGCCUCAGCUUUAUUUAGAUAAUAGUGCUUUUUAUUUAAUUUAUCAAAAAGGUAAAUAGUCCUACUGUGGAGUAGGUCCAAAUCUGCUCAUCAAUGCACUACUAAGAGAAUUCAUUAGCACUAUUUGUGUUAAGGAGAAAGGAAGCCUCUUCAGUGAGGCAGCGUGCUUUCAAAAGGCAAAGAGUUAGAAAACAUGAGGUGUGCCUAACAAUUAGAGAGUAAUAGCCAAGAGUUCUAAAAUAGGUAGGCUCCACAGUUGCUUUCAGGGGCUUAUAUCAGAUAUGCUAUAGGAGGAAAAAAAAAAGUUGAAAAGAAAGCUAUGCAAAAUGGCAUUUUGUACCAUGGGUUCCCAAUGUAGUAGUGCAGUGCUUGACCUGUAACUGAAAAUCUAAACCCAAGAUUUGGCACUUGUGAAAGAGUGGAUGGGCAAUCAGGGCAGUGAUGCAGAGCACCUGGAUGAGCAGCAGUGGGGCUGGCCUACAGGGUGACCUGGCAGUUGUGUGUUUUAACUUGUGACCUGGCCUAGAGAUAAGAGGAAAGCUCAGCUGUCUAUCUUCUACAUUCAUGUAAAAUUGUAUUUAGAAAAUAGCAUGGAUGAAAAAUUGAUUUUAAAACCUGAAUCUGAUAUUUAGGUAAUGUAAAAGACAGUUAAUUAUCUAUUAAUAUUUCCAAGAGUUUGAUGUAUCCUGUUUGCGAGUACUUUGGGAAGUCUGACCCACUGUCCAAUAGCUAGCCAAGUACUUGGACAUCCACUUCGGACUUGCCUGAAUUCAAGCAGUUCUACCAAUUUCAGUAAAAAUGAAUGAGUUUGUGAGUUUUGACUUUAAACAGAGGUUUGGUGCCUUGGUAGUGUAAGUCAGAAAAACUGUCUGUGUUUUGUGUUAGAACUCUACGUAACUCAGGAUCAGGCCCUGAGCAACCUGUGGAUGUCCUUGUUCAAUGCAGAGGAGUCGCGCUAGGUGACAUUCAGAGGUCCCUUCCAACUCGCAGGAUUCUAUGAUUCUGUAACUUUUUACCUGGAAGACAGGCAGACACACAUGCACUCAUGCAGUUUCUGAAGCCAAUGUGAAGUACCUGGCCCCAGGAACUCAGCUUAAUCUUUUUAUUUAUCAAUCGAAAAUAAUUGUCUCAUUAACAGUGAAACUUCUAAAAGUAGUCUUAGUUCUUUCUGUGUAUUGAUAGCUCUUCUGGAGAAUUUACCCACUCGAUGACUUUAAAAAAGUUUUUAAUAUAAACACUGAAGAUGAAUUUGAGUUUAAUAGAUAGGUCAAGAAAUUCAAUUACUAUAAAAACAGAAAAGAACUAACACCGUAAUUAGGGUUUGAAAAGCACAGUAAGUACCAAAUAAAUUGAUUUACUGCCAGAGAGAAGUAAGUAUGAUGCUGCUUCCUUGAAAGCCCAAAUAUCUUUUCAUGGCAAACAUAUAAUAAUGAAGGUUAAGGGAGAAGUUUAAAGAUCAGGUAAAAGGUCUCUGAAAAAUACUUGUGUAAUUCUAGCAGAUACAGAGAUACAGUGCUGUGUUGCGGUAUAAAUCUGACUUUUUAAAUGGCAGAAAGUUGAUGGUGGGUUGUUUUUUGUGUUUUUUUUUUUAAUACUGGUCAUGGCAAGAAGUGCAUCUACAGUACAACCCUAUGUUAUAGUAUAUACUUCAAUCAUUCUCUUUUCUCAAGAUAAAUUAUUUUCAGAAGGGCAGGAAGCUUCAUACAUCUUAAACAGAAACAUGCAGCUUGCAAAACUUGGAAAACUUUGUAAGUAAGCUAGUUGCGUACAGUCAGCAAUGCAUAGGAGGUGCAGACUAUAAACUGUUAUGUGCUUUGUCCCCCAGAUUGAGAGUUUUUGCUAAUGUGCUGAUGUGUAUGUUCAAUCUAGAGUUGUGCACUAUGUCCGAGUUGAGCUUUCUCUAGCGUCAGGCGCAGGAUCAGCCAUAUCUGGGGUAGAGGACUGGAUGAGCUUUGAAUCUGCAAUGAACUGAGGCGUUUUACAGUGUGAGGGCAAUGGAGCAGGGCUUUAACGUAGGCAGGUAAUGACUUAUUCUUAGACCUGUUUCUUACAGAAGCAUCUCUAAUGCAUGACAUUUGUUUGAACGCUUACUUCAAACAGUUAUUUUCUAUCAUUCAGCAAGAUUGCUCCAGUACUUUUUUGUGAUUUCAGUAAGUCAAAAGAGCCUCUAAGAUGUCAACUUUUAAUAUGUACCUACUUAUAUCUACUUUUUUUUGCAUAUGUUUCAGAAAUUUCAUUUGCCUAAACAUUUUGCAUUUGAAGUAACAGUGUAAAGCUCUUAGCUUCUUUCUGAAAUAACUUAGCAUUCAGACUAAGAUGUGUAUGCCAAAUUUCAGCCUUAAGCAUAUCCCAACAGGCAAAACCGUAAGAGCCGUGGGAAAACAGCUAUAUUUCUGUAAUGGAAAUAUCAACUCAACCUUAACAGUUUAUGACAUAGACAUACUAAUAGAUUUAUAAUUCAUAUGAGUUUACGGAAGCUCAUCAAUAGCUACUUUAUAUUCAGAGUAUAACAAAAUUGUUUUCCUCUAACAGAUGAGCAGUAUGCUCAGAACAUGCAUUCCUUAACUGGUGAUUUUUGGAGCCAAGCUCAUUAAAUGAAAAUAUACAGCGUAUAUCUUUGAGAUUUAUUUUGUUUGCUCUUUCUCUCACAGGAACCCUGACAAACAGGAAAGUACUACAAAGUGAAGACAAAAUACAUUUAACGAGAACUGAUCUCUACUUGCAUUGUUUUUUAAACUUCAUACCAAUAACUGCUUAGUGUCAAAUAGCCUCUGUAGUCCGCUGUGCUAAAAUUAUUAGGUUAAAGCUGGAAAAAAUGAAACAAUUGAAAAGAAAAAGAAAAAGUAAUUUUAGUGUUCAGGAAACUCAAACUCUCCUUAAGGAAAUCAGGAAAAGGAGAGAAGUACUCUUUUCGAAGCAACUUAAUACAACAAUUAAUGAGAUGAAACGGAAAGCGUGGGAGGAAAUAGCAGAGUGUGUGAAUGCUGUGGGUGAAGGUGAGCAAAGAACAGGGACAGAAGUGAAAAGACGAUACCUUGACUGGAGAGCGCUCAUGAAGAGAAAACGUCUGAAUGCAAACAUCAAGGCAGUAGGUGCAGGGUUUCACCUUCCUUCAUCCGAUUUAGAUGACUCUCUCAAUGAAGAUAUGGAUGACAAAAUGGGGUUUGCAAAUGAGUCUAGUUUUGAAUGGCAGAACAUCACUGACUUCAGAGAAGCAGGCGGGUCUUUAACAGAAAUCAAAGUAGAAGAAGAAGAGGAGGAUCCACAAAAUUUUGAAUUUCCUAUUGAGGAAGAAGAAGAAAUUUUGUCAUCAGUUUUGCCAGAUUCAAAAAAAGAAAGUGACCUACCAGAUUUCACCCACAUUGAGGAGUUCGGAAAUCUAAGUUCUGCUCAAGCUAGAUUAGCCUAUGAAGAUUCACACUUGCUUAUAAAUCUAGAAAAGCAGAAGGUGGAGCUGGAGAAGCAACGAUUAGACAUUGAAGCUGAACGGUUGCAAGUUGAGAAGGAGCGCCUGCAAAUUGAAAAAGAACGGUUGCGGCAUGUUGACUUGGAGCACGAGAGACUGCAGCUGGAGAAGGAGCGACUUCAAAUUGAGCGGGAGAAACUGAGGCUAGAGACUCUGCACGCUGAGAAACCUGCCCUGGAAAAUGACCUCACCCAAACAGAAAAACCCAUCAUACAGCCUCUGGAUCUAGAAACUGAAAAGUUAAAACUUGAAAAAGAACGCUUGCAGUUAGAGAAAGAAAGGCUGCAGUUCUUAAAGUUUGAGUCGGAGAAGCUGCAGAUUGAGAAGGAGCGCUUGCAAGUGGAGAAGGAACGCCUUAGAAUUCAGAGAGAGGGUCACUUGCAGUGAGCUUCUCAACUGAAGUGUUAAUACUGGUGUUCUGAUGUGUGUAAAAUAAAGGUAGUUCUUUUCCUGAUGCUGAAGCUGUCGUAAAGGUCUAAUGUUCUUCUGUUCAGAGCUGAAUGUUGAUGUUAAACUUUUUAAAAAAAGAGGAAAAAAAAUGGUGCUCAAUAAGUCAGUGUGCCUAUGUAAAUAUGCUUAUAUAUGAAAUUGCUUUUCAGUGUAUCAGAACUAAGUGUUGUUACGUUCUCUUGUCUUUGGUAUUGUGUUGUAUUAGUUUGGUGUCCUUCUCUCAAAAACACAUUAAGAAGAAUCAAGACCAAAUGCUGUAUUUUUUUUUUAAUACUGCACUAACAGUUAGGGAGUAUCAGAAUAAGUCAGUAUGUGCUGGGAGGGCCUCAUGCUGAGGGUAGCCCACACAGUAAGUAGAAUUAGGCAGAACAUAGUAACAUGCAGUCCUGAUGUGAUUCAUUAAACUUUUUUCCCCCUUUUUUUUUUUCUUUUGUCCACUUCCACAGCUGAAAGGAGUUCACUAAAAGUUCAAGAAGUACCCUGCAGUGGUGUUUGCUGUUGGAAGUGGAGAAGGUUGUGUUCUGCCUUUUUGAAGUAUUCAUACCAGAUAAAGUUACACAUCAACCAUGCCAACCAUAAGCAGGACUUUUUGGAUGCAUUAGGUCAUUAAUGAUGUUAUGUGAAGUAUUUUAUGCUUACCUGUCAGUAUAGCAUGGGGGCUUAGAAGCAGUAAUAGCUGUCUGAUCAAUCUGUGAUGAUCCUCUAAAGGAAAUUGUUAGACCUGGUGUAUUUCUUGAAAGAGAUUAGCUGAUGAUGGGAGUCUUGGAAGCGGAGACAGAGGGUGAGCACAGGCUAAUGAAAAGUGAGCUUGAACACUAAUGCUCUUGAUAUUAAUUCUUCCUGGCCAGCACUGAGGUUCGUAGACUCAUAGAAUGGCUUGUGUUGGAAGGGACCCCAAGGAUCAUCAAGUUCCAACCCCCCUGCCACAGGCAGGGCCACCAACCUCCAGGUUAUUUCCAUUGAGGCAGCCUGCAGAGGUUUUUAUGACUGAUGCCAUACAGUGCGUUUUAGUUAGGUAAACAGAAGUGGUCAGUGCUGAAGGCUGUCAUUUCAUAUGUAAUGUAUUUGUUUCAAUAAAAAGCUUUCUGUGCUUUCAUAUAUGUAUGUGUAAAUCUGAACUGAGCCACACUUUAGAAUUUUCAUUUUUCUGUGAGCAGUCUUUUUUGACUCCAUUUGAAACUAUGAGAAUACUAAAUCUGAAUAUAUGUUGAGUGACUUAACAUGGAUUCUUGUGCAAGUAAAUAUAUUUAUACCACUAUAGGAUUACUUUUAUUCUGCAAAGAAAAUGUUAUUUUUUUAUUACGGAGACAAGUGUGCUUCUACAGUGGAAAUAAAUUUGACUACUGCAACCCAAAA